AUGAACACAGAAGACUACCGAAAUGAGGUGUUGAGACAAUUAAAUAACGACACAUAUUACGAGAAAUGCACGGAUGAUCCUACAGAUGCAGUACAGCAUAAUAUUUCCGACUGUUUGGAGGACUUGGAAAAGACAAAUAGCCAUAUUCAUAAUGAAUUCGAUACAUUUCCAGCGGACAUUCGUACCCCUUGUUUCUAUGUCCUGCCAAAAAUUCAUAAACGUCCAGACAUCAAUUUACCUAUACAGUACCCUGGCAGACCUAUCGUCUCAGCGUGUAAUUCGCCAACUGAGAACAUUUCUAAGUAUAUGGACUUUGUACUUAAACCGCAUAUGAUUAACUUGCCGUCAUACGUGAAAGACACUACUGACUUUAUUAAUAAAGUGAAAAAUAUGAAAAUUAAAAGUAAAAACACAUAUUUGGUAACACUAGAUGUAUCAUCUCUUUAUACUAACAUUCCACAUAAUGACGGAAUUGACGCCUGCAAGUAUUUUCUACAACAGGACAACCAUAACAGCAAAUUAUCGACAGAAGAAAUUUCCCAUUUGCUGAAACUUGUACUCGAAAAUAACUACUUUAAAUUUGGCGACAAUUAUUACCUCCAAAGGAUGGGCACGGCCAUGGGUAGUUCUAUGGCACCAACCUAUGCUUCCCUGUUCAUGGGCAAGUUUGAACAUGACUUCUUCCAAACUCGGGACAUUAAACCAACACUGUGGUUAAGGUUUCUUGAUGAUGUGUUUAUGAUAUGGGAUCAUUCGCUUGACGAGCUGCAUUCAUUCAUCAAUGAAAUAAAUAGUUUCCAUCCGAAUAUUAAGUUUACUCACACCAUAUCGAAUAAAUCCGUUUCCUUCUUGGAUGUUCAAGUAUCGAAAAGCGAUUCGCUUCAAACUGAAACGGAUAUUUAUGUGAAAGAAACAAGCAACCAUCAGUAUCUCGACUACACUUCAUGUCAUCCGAAAAUGUGCAAGGACGGAAUUCCUUACAGCCAGGCCAAACGUUAUAGGAGAAUUAUAUCGGACGACGAUUCAUUUAAUUCGUCACUUCAUGAAUUACGUGACUUCUUUUUAGACAGAAAUUAUCUUAAAUCUGUGACAGAUGCAGCUUUUGAAAAAGUAUCACAUAUGACACAAAGUGACGCACUAAAUUCCUCAACCAGAGACAAGAAAAAUUUACUCCCAUUCACAGUGCCACAAAUUUGA
Mercenaria mercenaria is the source of this 1197-nucleotide messenger RNA. RefSeq lists its product as uncharacterized. Lineage: Eukaryota; Metazoa; Mollusca; Bivalvia; Venerida; Veneridae. The record is from RefSeq and is a predicted model, not a curated record. The transcript has 2 exons. The coding region runs from base 1 to 1197 and encodes 398 amino acids.